Molecule: messenger RNA, 1072 nt
Organism: Linderina pennispora
Lineage: Eukaryota; Fungi; Kickxellomycota; Kickxellomycetes; Kickxellales; Kickxellaceae
Exons: 4
Coding region: 25-813 (262 amino acids)
Source: RefSeq, a predicted model, not a curated record
CCCAUAUAACUUAUUACUAUUGUCAUGUACGACUCUGCAGCGAAUGGCCACUCGUAUUCCACACCCUCAUCGCCCAGCCCAUACACGAGCCAGCCGGCCGGUAGCGACAGCAAACCCACAUACGACAAGGAGUUAGCGUCGUUGUUUCGGGCAACUGCAGCCAACGUCACCCAGCUCUACAAGGAGGCGAGCGAAAUCGGACAGACUGCGUACAAGUCGGGGUACGAGCAGUGUUACAACGACAUCUUGGAGCUGGCGCUGGCAGCUGCACAUAUGCCUGGGAAUGAGGGCCAGCCGCUGACGCUGCAGCAGCUGCUGGAGUUUGCGCGGCAGAGGAGAAUCGCCCCCAAAACAGCGUUCCAACAUGCGGCUACAUCACGCAUGAUGCAGUCCGAACAGCUCUCAAGGGCAGGCACACGGCUGGUCGGCGGAAAACAAGGUGUUCCGCGGCUCCAGCUUCUCCCGCAGUGCAGUUUGGAUUCAGAGACGCUGGUCACGCCUACCUCACCGCAUGCCGUUGGGGAUCCUGCUCUGUCGCCGCCUGAAACAUGCACAUUCGACAAUCCUGCGGUCACGAUGGCGGCAGUGCCAGAGCAGCUUGCUGCGGACGUGUCCGGCAUCAGCAGCUGCCCAGAGUACGGCCGGCAGCGCACAAACGAGCUGAAAAGACGCAGCAGUAUCCAGGCACGACGCAACAAGCGGCAGCUUGACGCAUUCGAAGUCCUAUGGACAUCGAGCCCCCAAGGCGGCGACAGCGCCGCGAGGAUGUGGAGAUGUCGUAACAGGGUCGCUUCCGGUGCUUGUGCCGAAUAAACAUGCAUUUCAGGAUUUGAGACGUGUACGGUGCGGAUAUACCAAGCCUGUAGCAUUUCUGCUCUGGAAAAACGAUCGACGCUGCUGCACCCGGGGAAGCUUGCGUCCUAUCCUUUCGUAUUCCGAUAUCUUAUACGAGGAGCAUAUCACUCUCCCGCCCAGCUGCUGCCACAUACUGAACAUAUCUGCACAGCCCACCCAAACAAUGGACAGAACAUUCCGAAAAAGGCAUUCUUUUAUAGCCAGAUGACUGAUGGGG